GUGACGAAAGGAAACAACUAGUCCGACCCAUAGGCUCGGUCAGCCCACCCCAGACCCCAGACCUUUCCCCUUCCGUCCCCGGCCGGCGCCAACGCCACUCCAGUGAGCCGAGGGCGGAGACGGUCACGGUGGGCAGAGUGACACGCCGCACGCCUCUCCGCCCCGCUCCGCUCCAGAUUGCGCGCACCCACCCAUGGCGCUCGCCGCUUCCCACCACGGCCUCCUGCCCUUCGCCCCCGCUGCCACGCCUACCCCGUCACGGUGGCACCUGCGCUUCCGCGCCGCGCGCCCUCUGCCCCGCCCCGCCCGGAGAAUUUGUUGCCAAUCUAUCAACUCAGCUAAUGUGUUGGGAGUUUCUUCAACGACAUCUGAUGAGGCAGUCCCAGUCCCAGUUGUCCAGAUAGAUCAGGACUCAGACCGUGAUGCGACCAUUGUGCAGCUAAGUUUUGGAGAUCGCUUGGGGGCACUACUUGACACGAUGAAAGCACUCAAGGACCUUGGCCUUGAUGUCACAAAAGGAAGUGUGACAACUGACUCAGCUGUCACACAAACAAAGUUCCACAUCAUGCGAUUUGGGCGCAAGGUUGAGGACCCUGACAUGUUAGAAAGGAUUCGGCUAACCAUCAUCAACAACCUUCUCCAGUACCAUCCUGAAUCAAGUGAGAAGUUAGCCAUGGGUGAAUUUUUUGGGAUAAAACCUCCUGAGAAGAAGGUAGAUGUUGAUAUUGCAACACAUAUAGUUGUUGAAGAUGACGGACCAAAAAGAAGCAUACUUUACAUAGAGACCGCCGACCGGCCUGGCCUACUUCUUGAGAUAAUCAAGAUCAUCGCGGACACAAAUAUUGAUGUGGAAUCAGCUGAGAUUGAUACUGAAGGUUUGGUUGCGAAGGACAAGUUUCAUGUAAGUUACAGAGGUGGAAAACUAAACAGCUCCUUAUCUCAGGCGCUGACCAAUUGCCUGCGUUAUUACCUCCGAAGGCCUGAGACAGAUGAAGACAGCUAUUGAUUGUUGUGUUUGUCGAACCUUCCUAUAGUGCAUUAGAAUCAGAAACUUUGGCUUCAGUUCCUUCGCUAUGGGCCCCUUGUACUGCUGCAAAUGGAGUUUUCCAUUGUAGCUGAUAAAGUGCCGACAAGGUGCAUCCAUAUGUGCAUAGGUGGCACUGAAUCGGGGCUCACUGGACCAGUUUGAUAUUGUAGUAAUAUAUAUACAGCUGGGAGCAACAUAAUUUAGGUUUCGAUCAUCAUUAUCCCAUUUGAUUCCUGUUAUAAGGGAUCACAUUGGAAAACCCUCACAUGAUUGAUGUUGUCUGUAUUCUGUAAGUUGGUGCAAUCCAUUUGCAUGUAAAACUCAGCUGCGUACUGUGGCGUUCUAUGUAGUGGAAUAAAUAAAAGAGCAUUACGAAAUCACCGAGCAGCUUGCUCCUGCUUUCCAAUCA
Messenger RNA from Zea mays, 1436 nucleotides. RefSeq names its product ACT domain-containing protein ACR12. The record is from RefSeq and is a predicted model, not a curated record. The transcript is spliced from 10 exons. Gene Ontology annotation, cellular component: chloroplast thylakoid membrane; chloroplast stroma. Bases 194 to 1006 code for a protein of 270 amino acids. NCBI's taxonomy places the organism in Eukaryota, Viridiplantae, Streptophyta, Magnoliopsida, Poales, Poaceae.